Ceratitis capitata (Mediterranean fruit fly) is the source of this 7874-nucleotide messenger RNA. It is a transcript of the gene ci, whose product is annotated as transcriptional activator cubitus interruptus. The record is from RefSeq and is a predicted model, not a curated record. Gene Ontology annotation, molecular function: RNA polymerase II cis-regulatory region sequence-specific DNA binding; DNA-binding transcription factor activity, RNA polymerase II-specific. Gene Ontology annotation, cellular component: nucleus. Bases 2801 to 7522 code for a protein of 1573 amino acids. The transcript is spliced from 6 exons. Gene Ontology annotation, biological process: regulation of transcription by RNA polymerase II. NCBI's taxonomy places the organism in Eukaryota, Metazoa, Arthropoda, Insecta, Diptera, Tephritidae.
AUGAGCUGUACGAGUUAUAGGCCGACAUUGAUAUAGUUCAGUGAAUCAAGAAGCAAUGGCUACGCUGGCCAGGUCAUUUAUUCCGGAUGGAUACGAAUAAUCCAGCUUUGAAAGUUUUCGAUGCAGUACUCGAGUGGAAACUCGGCUAUAAUCGCGUAAGCGAUGUCUACGCCAGUAACCAACUGCGAUGUGAUAUGGAGCUUCUAAUAAUUUAAUGUUUGUAUUGGCACACCAUCAAAAGAUAGGCAAAGCGUAGCCACUUUUUAAGGCUUUCGUUAUAUUAUAUAAGGGUGAAUAUGAAUAAGAUCUUGACAAAAGAUUUUUCUUGAAGUAAGUCAUUGGAGAUAGAUAUUAAAACGAUUAUCAAAAUAAACAGCUACAAUUUUAAGGUAGUUAACUAUUUCUAUAACAUUAUUAUCAAAAAUAUGUUAAGGAAAAAUGCAAUUUUUUUUUUACCAAUUUGUAGUAAUUUAUAUUUGGAUAUAGAAGUUAAUGCGCCACAACUUAUACCCCAGUAAUUCAUUGUAGACUUCACAUAAUUUAGUAUUUUCUAGUAGAACUUCUUUUAAAUUCGUAUGCAUUACAGAAUCAUCUGCGUUCAUAGUUUAGUUUAUAUUUUUAAUACAUAAUACUUUAGCUUAUCAAAUGCUAUAAUAGACAAAACGACUUUAAUGAGGAUCCCUUGGAAUACCAUUAAAAAUACUGUAAAAUUUAGAUAAAGUAUUAUUACUCGGAAGCGUCGAUGUGUAAUGAAAGCCAUACCAAAGAAAAAGGCUUUCUGGCUAAUUGGUUGCCAACAUGUUGACACGAUUUUUGGUUUCAAUUGAAUCUGCCACAAAAUGUUGGAUUUGAACAAGAGGAAUCAAUGUACUAUGUUUUAUUUUUAAAGCUGUUUGCGUGUGACUUACAAAAUUAUUUUUCUAUAAGCCGCAUAUUGCGGUCCAUAGUGGGAGGAAAGCUGAAUUGGUUUAUUUUGUUUAGGAAUUGUGAUGAUAGUAGCAGAUUUCCAGAUAUGAUAAGCAUUUAUCGUAAACUGUACUAUAAAGGUUAAAUAAUCUUUAUUUGGCUAAUUCUGGUAAAUUUAGAAGUAAUGGGUAAAAGGUACAGUCAGUACCAGGAGUUUUGCUUUUGGCGUGUUUCAAAGCAGAUUCUACAAUAAUUCACAAAACUCAAUUCUUUUGUCUAUAGAUUUAGCUGAGAACGAAAUGUUAACAGGAAAAUACGUUUCAGUAUUUUUUCUCUUUUGAAAGACUCUGAAAAGAUUUAGUCAUUAGAAUUGUCAGACCAAAUACUUGAGAAAUAUUUAGCAAUGUCAAGAGAGUCUAACUGACUCUCCUGGGUCUGGUUGUGUUGAAUACAACUUAUAUUAUUGCGUGGAACACCUGUUAGAGUUUUAAUAUCAUACCACAUUUUGUUAGGUGAAGAAGGAGGGGAAAUUUGAGUAGAAGUUUCGACUCCUUCACUGCUCUUUUAAACUUUGUAUUAUAGUUCCUAUAAUUGAUUAAAUUAUCAAGAGACAUACAAAGUUUGUGGGGCUUCCAUGAACUAAUUUUAUUUUCAGACAUUUCUGAUUUAUAUAAAUUCCAGCUUGCAUAUUCAGUCUUCAUACUUAAUUUUUCUAAAUUUCCGUCAGUUCAUAUCAAAAUAGUGAUAUGAAAAUGGUCACUACCCCUGAAAAUGGAGAAAAUUUUCCAGGUGGUUCUAGGCUUCAAUUGGGGGAAAUAAGUGAGAGAUCCAGAAAAUUCGAGAAAUAUCUUAUAUAUUGUUAGGGAUAAUAAAGAUUAUUAAGAUUUAUAUUUUGUGGAAAGUGAGUUUCCUGAAUUGAUCUGUAUUUUCUUCUCUAAUUGAAAUGAAUAGCUUUUUGUAAUUAUUAAAAUAUUAAUAAUAAUAAUCCAUUGAAUGAUUUUAAACAACAUAAACAGAUAAAAUAUGUAUGUAUGUAAUUUUAUUUGUUUGUACAAACAAACACAACCAGAUACAAACCAACCAUGCUUCUGUACAAACAUGGCUGAACUAUUCCCAAAGUUGUCUGUGAAUCCAAAUGUUUAAGAGAAAAUUUUGUGUUUAUAAUUCUAGCAUUUCAUCAUUUCCAACUGACUCCAUUUCAGUUGAAGACAUAAGUGGAACAAAAAGAAGUUCAGAUAAAGACGCUGAAGUGUUAAAUAUAGCACGGGAGUGGAUAAAUUGAAAGCGAGGCGAAAAAAUUUGUAUUAGGUUGUAAAACGGAAAAUCUGUGAUGAGGGGUGUUACUAGCAAAAGUGGGGGUAGAUUUUUUUUACGUUUUUUAAGUUAUUCGUAUCUGUAGAAAUUUUGUCAGUGGUAAUGUUGUUAGCUUUUGUUAUGUAUGUAGUGCCAGUUGUUGUUGUUGGUGUUGUUUUUUUUUUGUAGUUUUAUUUGUUAUUGGAAAUACUGAUUGUCUAUAAGUUUUUAUUGCUUCGCGUAUCGAGUAUUUGUUUUUUGUUUUAAUUUUCUUUAUUUCUUUUGCUUGAAUAAAUUUGCUGCACUCUCUGGAUGGCGAUGAAUGAUUGCCCUUGCAAUUGGAAUAUUAUGUACGAAUACACGUUGAUGAGAAGAAGCAAGCAAUUAACGCUUACGGGCAAACGUUUACAAUGCACUGGAGAUGCGAAAUAUUCUCUAACAAAGAAUUUAGACCCGACAAUGUCGAUCUUAUUGGGAAUUUUAUAGAGAUUAAAAGACCUAUUCGGAUCUGCAAUUUCUUGCUUCGCGACGGGCGGCAGCUGUCGCUGCUGCUGCAACCGUGUUACCACCACCGCCUCUUUUGCCGGCCGCAACAGUAGCAAUGACCGCAUCAGCAUCUAAUGGAAACAACGGAAGUAAUGGAAAUACAACCAAUAGGGGAAAUGAGUGCAGUGGUAGUGAAGGUUGUAACGGCCAAAUGACGUGUGAUGUCAAAAGUGCGACAACAACAGCGAUCCAUCAUUCUCUGCCCCACUCACAUCAUCAUGCGCAUGGACCUAUACCGCCUCCUACAGUACAACCCCACGACUUUCAUCCAGCUUAUAGAAUCCCAAGCUAUAUGGAACAUCUUUAUUCACUACAACGCACCAGCCCUACCGCAUCAUUUCAUGAUCCAUACAACCGUUGUCCUUCAACUUUUCAUUUGACCGGAUUAAGUCUGAAUUCCAAUGAUUAUUUAGGAGUACGUGCUGUUAGUUCGCUUGGCGACGUACAUCCAGUUACAGCUGCUGCAGCUGUAGCGGCAAAUUCAUUAACUAGCACCGAUUUUCAUUUCAGUGUCGAUGGGUCUCGGAUAAACAGCCCUCGGCCGGGAAGUAUACGUACCAGUAUUAGUCGAAAACGAGCGCUUUCCUCUUCCCCGUAUUCUGAUUCCUUUGAUAUAAACUCAAUGAUACGAUUUUCUCCAAAUUCAUUGGCUACAAUUAUGAAUGGGUCGCUCUCGAGUAGUGCUGCUAGUGGCUCCUAUGGUCAUUUAUCAGCAGGUACAAUUAGCCCUGUGCCACAUUUGCAACAACUCCAAGCACAUUUACUGCGUGCCAGUGCCGGCUUGCUACAUCCUCUGCCAUCACAUCAAGCUGCCGCCAGUAUUUUUGCAAUGGGCCAUAUGCACCCAUUACAAUCAGCUGCAGCAGCAGCGGCUGCCGCUGUAGCGACAGUUGUCAAUAAUGACGUUGGUUGCACUAGUAACGCUGUGCCACCAAUGAAUAAUAAUAACAAUAAUGAUAUUGCCAAUAUAACUAUUCCAAGCGAUGCUUCCAAGGAACCUUUAAUAAAUAGAAAACUGCAAUACGAAGAUGUAACUUCGGUUAAAAGUAAACCUGAGCAGCCAACAUCAUCAUCAAGUGGAGUAGUCGCACAAGUUGAAGCAGACAGCGCUUCAGCAAACUCCCUAACACGCCGUCAGCAACGCUGUAAAAGCCUAAAGGGUCCCUCAACAGCCAAGAAUAAUAAUGUAAAGUGUACUACAACAACAACACUGCACCGUAAAUUAGAAUGUCCCGUUCUAGAUACCACCGAUAUAAAAGAUGAACCAGCCGAUUUUAUUGAGACCAACUGCCAUUGGCGCGACUGUGGUAUCGAAUUUAUUACUCAAGAAGAACUUGUAAAACAUAUCAACAACGAUCACAUACAGACCAACAAGAAAGCAUUUGUAUGCCGGUGGAUUGAUUGCUCACGAGGAGAAAAGCCUUUCAAAGCGCAAUACAUGCUUGUAGUCCAUAUGCGUCGUCACACAGGAGAAAAGCCACAUAAAUGCACGUUUGAGGGUUGUUGCAAGGCAUAUUCUCGGCUUGAAAAUCUCAAAACUCAUCUUCGUUCGCAUACAGGCGAGAAACCAUACACUUGCGAAUAUCCAGGCUGUAGCAAGGCAUUUAGCAAUGCAAGUGAUCGUGCUAAACAUCAAAAUCGUACCCAUAGCAAUGAGAAACCAUAUAUAUGUAAAGCACCCGGUUGCACAAAGCGCUACACUGAUCCUAGUUCAUUACGUAAACACGUGAAAACUGUACAUGGUGCAGACUUUUAUGCUAGCAAAAAACAUAAAGGUUCCUUCCCCGAAGACGGAAAUGGUGGCAUAGAUAGACACGUUAUUGGUAGUAAUGCGCCAGGUGCAAAUGGUUUGAAAUUAACACCACUCUCGCAACUUCACAAUCAAAAUCAUCAUCAUCAAGUUGAUUCUAGCCCACGUAGCGAUGACGUGCUCUCUGGAAAAGCAAAUAGCGUAUCGAGUCCUAGUAUUAAGUCGGAAUCUGAUGCUAAUUCACCUGAACAUAGUCCAAGCACUAUGGAAGGACAUCAGCUGUCACUACAAGGAUCUCAAGUUAGGUCGGCUAUAAAUAAUCAUGGCAAUGAAAAUUCACGCUGUGGAUCUGGAUAUGGAGCUGAAGAAUAUCUUGGCAAUCCAACACCACUAGGUGAGUGUUGGGAAUACGAUGAGGGCUUGGAGGUUGCGGAGCUGCCAUAUGUUCUACGUGCCAUGGUUAAUAUAGGAAGUGGAGCUAAUGCAGGUAAUACCAAUAACAGCAACAUAAAUAGUAGUGGUGCUGGAACUAUUCUUGGAGGAGUCUUGCCACGCCAACGUCUACGUAGCAGACUACAAACGAAAGGUAUUAAUUUGGGCUCAGUAAUGCUAUCGAAUAUACCGAAAGUACGACGUAAUGUGGGCAUCGGAAUUUGUGAACUGAAUCAACGAAUUAAUAAUUUGAAAAUGGAGCCAAAUAGCUCGACAAUAUCGCCACUAAACGCAGAAUACACAACAAAAAUGCUGCCUCCAGCUAAUAAUCAUAUGACUGAGUUACAGACCCGCUCACAACAGCAGCAAUUAAUACGGCGAGAUAGUCAAAAUUCUAAUGCCAGUACAUAUUAUUGCAGCAUGCAAAGUAGACGUAGUAGCCAAUCAUCGCAAGUUUCUUCUAUGUCAACUAUGAGGCCUUCCUAUAACACGGGCUCUUUCUAUGAUCCUAUAUCACCCGGAUGCUCACGACGAUCCAGUCAGCUCUCCGGUACCACAUCUGGUGGCAUAAAUAAUGGUUAUUUCAAUGGAUGUAAUAUUAAUGGCAUUAGCAAUAGCAAUUCCAUUCACAAGAAUAAUAUUAGUGACUCUAUAAAAUCUUUGGCACCGAUAAAUGCAACAACUGGUUCUGAUAAGAACUCUCCAUGCAAUGAGUCAUCUAAAUUUAACGGCAGGAAUGGUUUACCUCCCUUGCCAUCAUCACAUUUGAUAUCAGCACAUUUUCAACGCCUCCAAGGGCAUAAUAAUCCAGAAAACGCCCAAACUCGUGAACAUUGCCGUGGUUCAAAUCCAAGUCUUCCAAUGGCGGAAUCAUUAGAACAAAAAAAAAAAAUUAAAAUUUCGAACUCUGUGGCCACAUCUAUGAAAGCCCUCUUAAAGCGUCGUCAAUCCGAGCCAAUACGCACAGAUAGCAGUCGGUGCACGGCCUCUCCAUGCAGUUCGCGGCCGGAUGUUUCAUACAGAGCUUCCAACUCAAAUGGUUCCACUAGUGGUGUAGAAAUGGAAGCCGACCAAAGUAAAAUAAAAGUUACUACGUACUGUACUCAAAAUGGAGAUCAAUCUACAUCAACAUCUGAACACCAUCCCAAUGAAAGAGUAAAUUUAGAUGAAAUAGAUGAGGAUGAACUUAUCGAAGAUAAAUUGGUAUUACCAGAUGAAAUGCUUCUGUAUUUAAAUCAAGUAGUCGAUAAACCAAGUCUUACGUCACAACGGGAGCCAGCAAACAAACAACCUUCACAAAUGACACCAAUAGAAGAACAACAGCAAUCAAAAAUUGAUAAAAGUGCAACAAUUAAUGAAGAUACCCUUAAUCACCAAUUAGGAUCAUUAUCAUCAGCUUUAAUACAUUCAAACAGUCAAAACAUAACAGAGUCAAGCCAACUACAUUUGAGGCCCACUUUGUCUUCCUCACCCAUAUAUUCCAUGUCGGCAAUGGGUAGUCCUCAUCCGAAUCUUAAUUACGAAGCGGCUGAUUACUAUGGCACCCAGUCUGAACUUGUUUAUAUUCCGACCAACGUGGAAAACAAUUACAGAUAUAACUCAGCAAAUUUCACACAUUUACCAAGUCAACUGCACCCACCGCAACAAUUCGGUGAAAAUCACACCCGUUUAGGCUAUUUCCGAUCAGAGAACUUCGAUCUUCAAUCUAGAGUACACAAUGUUAAUUCACAACAAUAUCAUCAGUAUCAUAUGCAACAAGUGCAGCCUCUUCAGCAAGCAAAUAUAUGUAUUUGUGUUGAUUCAUCAAUGACCAGUUUACCUGAAACUAAAGAUGAUUAUAAUUCCGAAGCUUCUUGUGAGCCCACCAACUUACCAGAGUCAUUAGGAAUUGGUGAAAACCUUUUUCAUAGAGCUCUUCUACCAGCAGCGACUCUUCGGUUACAACAGCAACACCAUCCCCACAUUCAUCAAAUACGUAGCUCAUCUGUACCAGCACAAAACAAACCAAUGGAAAAGUUAGCUAUUGCGGAAGUACAAUGCGGAGAUAUCAGUCAAUCCCAAAUGUCGCCCAUAUUGAAAGUACACCAAUCAGUGACAUCAGAUAAAACUGUGAUUCCAGCGAAUACAACAGCAACACAGACGACGGUAACUACGACAACCGCAGGUGUACAAUCAGUAACAGCCAAUCAAGCUCAAGUAGGUUCAACAGGCGAACACUAUUUAAGCAACACUCCACACACAAUAACAACAACAAUUAUGGCGUCAACAAUCGCAUUGCGAGGCACUGGUGCAAAUAAUAGUCAAUUUUCUGCUUACAUUCCCAACGACGGAUUAAUCAGUAAUGAGAAUAUGCACUGCGAUACAUAUCAACGCACACUUGAAUAUGUGCGAAAUUGUCAAAACUGGUUAGAGGCACAUAAUUCAACUGUAAAUUGCAAUAGUAAUCAAGAGAGCGAAAGACCAGAAUACGAUAACAGCACUCAACAAGCAGUUAGUAGUUCAACUCAUCCCAACUCAAAUAUGAUCAUUAAUGAUUUGACAACAUCGUUGAGCUCACUUCUGGAAGAGAACAGAUAUUUUCAACUUUUACAAUGAAAAAUCUGAAUCGAUUGGUACUUAUUAAUGUGAGAUCGUUAAUGAUGAAAUGGUACAGAAUUUAACUUACAUUUAAGUAACAUAUUUCUUAGCUGCUGAAUUUUAGUCUUAAAAGAGGAAGCCGAAGAACUUAAUAAUCACUUGGUCAAAUUGAAUAGACAAAUUUUAACAAAUACAAGCUGUUAUGCAGUUUUGAUGUUUUCAUAAUGCAGGUUAAAAUAUUCACAAUGAAGAUACCCACCAGAAGUAAAAAACGGGCUUUAAAUUUUUUAAUAACGUUAAAGAUAACGCUGCGAUGCAUAUAUGUAUAUAUAUACAUAUAAAGCUAUCAGCAUCGUAUGCAUCGCAUCGU